Magnolia sinica is the source of this 2357-nucleotide messenger RNA. RefSeq names its product DNA topoisomerase 6 subunit B. The record is from RefSeq and is a predicted model, not a curated record. Gene Ontology annotation, cellular component: cytosol; small ribosomal subunit. The coding region runs from base 254 to 2278 and encodes 674 amino acids. Gene Ontology annotation, biological process: DNA topological change. NCBI's taxonomy places the organism in Eukaryota, Viridiplantae, Streptophyta, Magnoliopsida, Magnoliales, Magnoliaceae. Gene Ontology annotation, molecular function: DNA binding; DNA topoisomerase type II (double strand cut, ATP-hydrolyzing) activity; ATP binding. The transcript is spliced from 19 exons.
ACUUCGGAUGCUACUAGCGGCUCCUUUUUUAACUGUUUUCCUCCAUUUCGAUCGUCUGCCAGAAACCCAAGCGAGCUUUCUACAACUCUAGUGGCGGAAACCCUAACCUACUCUCAUACAAAUCCCAAAAUCUCCGCCACCGGAACGUAUUUCACAACAAUCUCCAUCUGCAGAACGACUCGUCCCUGAAAUCUUCUCAUCUGUUCCUCCUCGUUUCUCCCUAUCCUCUCCUUCAAUCUUUGCCGAGAAUUCCAUGGAUUCCUCAAGCGAAAGCCCGAUCGAAGAGAAAAAUACGAAGAAAGGGAAAUCCAAGACGCCGCGGAAGCCAAAAGAAAGCGUUCUAAAGCAGAAAUCGCCGGCGGAGUUUUUUGCCGAGAACAAGAACAUUGCUGGGUUCGACAAUCCUGGCAAGUCUCUUUAUACAACUGUGCGAGAACUCGUUGAAAAUGCACUUGAUUCAGCAGAGUCAAUCUCCGAGCUUCCUGUCAUUGAAUUAACAAUAGAAGAGAUCAGCAAAAGCAAAUUUAAUACUAUGAUUGGUCUCGUUGAUCGUGAACGUGUGGAUGAAGCACUAUAUGAUGAUUUUGAAUCUUCUAAAGCUCGUGAGAAACGACUUGCCAAGGAAGCACGGGAUCAAGAAAUUCAAGCAAAAAAUGCUGCACUUGGGAAGAAAAUGAAAGAAACCCCAGCUUUGAAGGCUGUAAAGGGCCGAGGGGAGACCUCGUUUUUCAGGGUGACUUGUAAGGAUAAUGGAAAAGGAAUGCCACAUGAUGAUAUACCGAACAUGUUUGGAAGAGUUCUCUCUGGAACAAAAUAUGGCUUGAAACAGACCCGUGGAAAAUUCGGACUUGGUGCCAAGAUGGCAUUGAUUUGGUCCAAGAUGAGUACAGGGCUUCCUAUAGAGAUUCAUUCGUCAAUGAGGGGACAGAAUUAUGUUUCGUUCUGCAGGCUGGAUAUUGAUAUUCAUCGAAACAUUCCUCAUGUUCAUUUGCACGAAAAACGGGACGACAAGGACCAAUGGCAUGGAGCAGAAAUUCAAGUUAUUAUUGAAGGGAACUGGACUACUUAUCGUUCAAAGAUCCUGCACUAUAUGCGUCAGAUGGCUGUGAUUACUCCAUAUGCUCAAUUCCUCUUUAGAUUUGUUUCAGACAUGCCAGACAAAAAUGUUACAAUACAGUUUGCACGAAGAACAGAUGUAAUGCCUCCAGUUCCUAUUGAAACAAGGCACCAUCCCUCUGCUGUUGAUUUACUGCUUAUCAAACGCCUUGCUGCAGAGACUUCAAAACAGACCCUUCUGCAGUUUCUCCAGCAUGAAUUUGUGAACAUUGGCAAAUCCUAUGCAGAGCGUUUAAUAGGAGAAAUGGGCCCAGAUUUUAAUCCUAAGAUGUCUGUGAAAUCUCUGACCUCUCAGCAAGUAGUUCGUAUUCAUCAGUUGUUUCGUCAGGCUAAAUUUGACGAUCCUAGUGGUGAUUGUCUUAGUCCUGCAGGGGAAUACAAUCUUCGCUUGGGGAUCAUAAAAGAGCUGCAUCCAGAUAUGGUUGCUACUUAUGCAGGCAGUCCUCAAGUUUUUGAAGGGCAUCCAUUCAUUGUUGAAGCUGGAAUUAGCUUGGGUGGAAAAGAUGUUAAGCAAGGUCUUAAUAUCUUUCGCUUUGCAAACCGCAUUCCGCUUCUUUUUGAGCAAGGUGCUGAUGUUGUCACAAGAACGGCUCAAAAAAGGAUCAAUUGGAAUAGCUACAAGAUUAAUCAAGCUCAAGAUAAAAUUGGUGUGUUCGUGAGCAUUGUAAGCACAAAAAUACCCUUCAAAGGAACUGGUAAGGAAUAUAUUGGAGAUGAUAUCAGCGAAAUAGCCUCUGCUGUCAAGUCUGCCCUCAAACAAUGUUGUAUUCAACUAAAAUCUAAGAUAGUGAAGAAAAUUCAGGCUCGUGAGCGACAAGAGAGGAAGCGCAACUUAACUAGGUACAUACCCGAUGUUUCUAGGGCAAUAUAUGAACUAUUAAAAGAAAUGUCACAGGGUCGGGAGAAAAAACAGCGGGUUUACAAAGAAGAUCAUGAUGAAAUCCUAAAGAAAGUAUCAACUAGUGAGAUUACAGAAGCGACCCUGAGGGAGAAACUCACACAACAUGUUGAACAGGUGGAUUAUGAGAUGGCAUUGGAGUAUGCCACACAGAGUGGUGUGAGUGAAGAGCCUCAAGAAGCUAUUUAUAUACAGGCACUGGAAGGCACAUAUGAUUUUGUUGACCUCCAUAGCCCUGUCUGUGUUUUUAGACUCAUUCGGUAGGCAUAUUCCCCUGCCUGAACUGAAGCUUGUUAUAUUGGAUAUUUUCUUGCUAUUAGAUUAAGGGUCCAUUUGGGUGUUA